UUGCAGGCAGUUGCGUAUUCGGAGCGAAGCAAAAUCAAAUGCAUCGGCAUCACGAUUGAAACUCGUCCUGACUAUUGCCUCCCGAGACAUCUUAAUGACAUGCUCCUUUAUGGAUGUACUCGGCUUGAGAUUGGAGUCCAGUCCACUUACGAAGAUGUAGCUAGAGACACUAAUCGAGGACAUACGGUUAAAGCCGUCUGUGAAACGUUCCACAUGUCUAAGGAUACCGGAUAUAAAGUUGUUAUCCACAUGAUGCCCGAUUUGCCUAAUGUCGGACUGGAACGUGAUAUUGAACAGUUUGUGGAGCUUAUUCGAGGCAAGAAGGAAAGCAACAUGCUCAAUGACUCACCGUUUUUUGAAUGGCUUCUUUUACGGUCUUGA
Messenger RNA from Cooperia oncophora, 381 nucleotides. Lineage: Eukaryota; Metazoa; Nematoda; Chromadorea; Rhabditida; Trichostrongylidae. The record is from the annotation of a GenBank genome assembly.